GCCAUCAGAAGUUAUCUGGAACCAGCCCCUGUCUGUGGUGCUAUUUCUUUCUUGUCAGUUCCCCUUUCUGCAUUUGAGUUCUAGUCUCAGCCCUGACAUUAUUUCUUUCUCUACAAAGAGCGUUAGGAAGUUAUGGGGAGCUCACAAAGGCUCCUCAUCGUUUAUUCUUAACACCUUGUUUCUGUGUUCCUCGGGAAUGUCACUGAGCUUAUACAUCUGGUCUCUGGGAGCUGCAGUGGAUGGGCAUUUGUGACAGCACUAUGGGACUGAGUCACACUCUCCUUGUGAUGGCCCUCCUGCUCUCUGGUGUUUCUUCCAUGAAGAGUCAAGCAUAUUUCAACAAGACUGGAGAACUGCCAUGCCAUUUUACAAACUCUCAAAACAUAAGCCUGGAUGAGCUGGUAGUAUUUUGGCAGGACCAGGAUAAGCUGGUUCUGUAUGAGAUAUUCAGAGGCAAAGAGAACCCUCAAAAUGUUCAUCUCAAAUAUAAGGGCCGUACAAGCUUUGACAAGGACAACUGGACCCUGAGACUCCACAAUGUUCAGAUCAAGGACAAGGGCACAUAUCACUGUUUCAUUCAUUAUAAAGGGCCCAAAGGACUAGUUCCCAUGCACCAAAUGAGUUCUGACCUAUCAGUGCUUGCUAACUUCAGUCAACCUGAAAUAACAGUAACUUCUAAUAGAACAGAAAAUUCUGGCAUCAUAAAUUUGACCUGCUCAUCUAUACAAGGUUACCCAGAACCUAAGGAGAUGUAUUUUCAGCUAAACACUGAGAAUUCAACUACUAAGUAUGAUACUGUCAUGAAGAAAUCUCAAAAUAAUGUGACAGAACUGUACAACGUUUCUAUCAGCUUGCCUUUUUCAGUCCCUGAAGCACACAAUGUGAGCGUCUUUUGUGCCCUGAAACUGGAGACACUGGAGAUGCUGCUCUCCCUACCUUUCAAUAUAGAUGCACAACCUAAGGAUAAAGACCCUGAACAAGGCCACUUCCUCUGGAUUGCGGCUGUACUUGUAAUGUUUGUUGUUUUUUGUGGGAUGGUGUCCUUUAAAACACUAAGGAAAAGGAAGAAGAAGCAGCCUGGCCCCUCUCAUGAAUGUGAAACCAUCAAAGGGGAGAGAAAAGAGAGCAAACAGACCAACGAAAGAGUACCAUACCACGUACCUGAGAGAUCUGAUGAAGCCCAGUGUGUUAACAUUUUGAAGACAGCCUCAGGCGACAAAAGUACUACACAUUUUUAAUUAAAGAAUAAAGUCCAUAUAACUGUCCAUUGUUUAUAUGCCUUUCCCUUCAAGUUUUGGGCUUACCUUUUUUUGUCUAUUAAUAUUAUUAUUACCAUUAAUAAUAGUGGAGGUUCCAGGAUUCCAUCUGAGAAAGCCACCCUGUAAUGCCAGCUCUGCUCCCUACCUCAGGAGCAGACCUUAACUGCUUCUUUUCAUUUCAGAGCAAAUUUGUGCGCCAAGCUCACCUGACUGGCUCCUGGCUCAGGAAUAAUGUUUAAGACUAACACCUCCUGUUUCACAUUCAGCCUUCUUUUCUUAAUUUUAUAAAUUGCGUUUUAUGUAGAACUCCCAAUUACUGGAAUAAUGGCUUUUAUCUAUGAUAAUUCUAAGGUAGUGCCUCAUUCUAUCUUGUAUAUUUGUGACUGAAUAACUACCUCUUCAGUCUUGUGGGAGCUAUAUAUUUUAUGGCUUUUAUAGUAUUGCUAUUAAUAUCUUGAAACAUAAAGAGAUGUGGACUAUAAUAAUGUAAUUACUAUGCCCUGAGAAAAUCACUGCUGAGGAGCUCUUGUCCCUCUGUGAAGAUCAGUAGGAAAAUGGUGGCUUGGCGUGCUGACAAUGAUGAGCAGACCAACUCAAAAUUUGGAAAAUUAAGAACAAUGAAGAUGGAAUCAGCUCUGGAUCCUGGAUCCACUUCUAUCUGGGCCCUUGCUAACCUGAGAAGGAUCCGCCUGCGGAACAAGCUAUAGAUAAGCCUUAGCAGAGAACACUGGGUCAAGCACUGCGCAUUGUGAACCUACUUCUCUUCUUGAAAGAAAUGACUGAGACGAUGAUCCAGGGCAACUAUGCAAGAGCCAACUGAGAGAUCACAACACUCAAAAGAGAAAAAAAAUGAAAGAUCUUGACAACAGAGAUGCACAUGAAUGUCCUGUCUGUCCAGUCCUCUGACAAACCUUGGGAUUAGCAACAGGUAGACAGUCUGUCCAAAAGGACUUAAGACAGACAGCAGCUUCCAUGGUGGUUGGUGAGAAGUUUGGAUAAUAAUCAAGUUAUUGUGAUGUUUCAUCUGGCUGCAGGCAGAGCAGGGGAGGAAGAGCUAUCAUCUUGAUAAUGGGAUAAAUGGAAGGAAGCUUAGGACUCUUUCAACUUACUUCUGAGACACAAAGAGCUAGAUUGGAAUCAGGAGGACCAAGAUGUAAAUCAUCUAAAGGCCAACUUAGCUGGCAGGUGCCCUAGGGAGAGAUCAGCUGGCCAAGAGCAGGGCUGGCAAAUUUAUAUCUGAGGACUGUCUAUAUGUCAUUAUAAAUGAUGGGGAAACUGGGUACACGAGAGGACUAUACUAGCCCAGUAGAGAUGAGUCAGAUGACCCUGGCUCUAAAGCAGCAUCACUAAGGGACGAGGCAGCCUCAGUCCAAACCAAGAGAGAACUUUGGGAGGCCCAACCCACAGAAAUAUUUCUUCUUAUUCUACAUAAAGGAAUCUAGAAGGUUGCAGACAGCUGUACUAGCCAUGCUUGUCCUUGUAAUAUUACCAUUUGUGUGUUCUUCCCUGCAUUUGCUUCAUUAGGCCAUAAGCAUCUUGUUGGUUUCUAACAUGUUUCGUAUAGUGAGUUCUUAAUAAAUUUUUCUUAAAUUGA
Messenger RNA from Puma concolor (puma), 2853 nucleotides. It is a transcript of the gene CD86, whose product is annotated as CD86 molecule. The record is from RefSeq and is a predicted model, not a curated record. Gene Ontology annotation, cellular component: external side of plasma membrane. Gene Ontology annotation, biological process: cell surface receptor signaling pathway; T cell costimulation; negative regulation of T cell proliferation. NCBI's taxonomy places the organism in Eukaryota, Metazoa, Chordata, Mammalia, Carnivora, Felidae.